Sparassis crispa is the source of this 2346-nucleotide messenger RNA. RefSeq names its product Polynucleotide 5'-hydroxyl-kinase GRC3. The record is from RefSeq and is a predicted model, not a curated record. Lineage: Eukaryota; Fungi; Basidiomycota; Agaricomycetes; Polyporales; Sparassidaceae. Gene Ontology annotation, molecular function: polynucleotide 5'-hydroxyl-kinase activity. Gene Ontology annotation, biological process: cleavage in ITS2 between 5.8S rRNA and LSU-rRNA of tricistronic rRNA transcript (SSU-rRNA, 5.8S rRNA, LSU-rRNA). The transcript is spliced from 4 exons. Gene Ontology annotation, cellular component: nucleus. Bases 1 to 2346 code for a protein of 781 amino acids.
AUGCUCAGCGCGGUCGCAGCCCGCAAGGCGCGUCUGCAGGGACCCGCGACAACCCAGCCUGUGGCUGUCAUCCCCACACCUACAUCACCCCCCGCACCCUCGCUAACGCCUGUCUCAGAGCCCAGAAUAGUACCCAAGCUGCAGUCAAAGCGGAAGGCCGCGGUGCAGGUAGAAAAGCCACCGAGCAAGAAGAAAAAGCACGCGCACACUGCAGAAAGCGACAGGCGCACGCGCUACUUCGAACAGCCGGACGUGUUCAAGCAGCAGGGCGACGCGAAUCUCGUCGACGAUGACCAUGCAGACGAAGACACUGAUACGUCUGGGGACGACAUGCCAGUCGAUGGCGCUCAGCUGAAUCCGCAGAUCAUUGGAACAGAUCAACGGAAAGGAGCAACGCGACGAAGGGCUUGGUCCCCCAGUGCACCGGAUUCAUCGGAUGACGAAGAGGACGGCGUCGUAGAGGGGAAUGCACUGCCUUCGCUUGUGCCAAUUCUUGCAGAGCAUCUACGCGCCGUGUCCCACGACGCUCCCUCGGUGCUCUCGACAUUCAAGCCUGCUUGGGAAGAGAACAUCUUCCGUCUUUCGCAAUCAGAAGUGCACGACCUCAGCCUGCCAUCAUACUCCGAACAGACGGGAACUCUACUUCUUUUGACCGCAGAGGAGACAGUCACGCUUCUCGGAACAUACUCGCUGACUGUCCUGCGAGGCUGCAUCUCCUUCGCUGGGGUCGUGCUCACACCAUCACGCGUCUCCCAUCGCGUAUUCGCCCCGCGUUCAUCUCCUCUGCCUGUGAUCAAAUGUUUGGCAUUGAAGGUACCUCUCAGAGAUUUAUCACUCCCUGCACGUCUCCGCACUACUGCGACUAGCAUGGACGCGGCUGUUUUGUUGCAAGAAUUGCAUACAGGCGUCCAAGGUUUGGGUGCUGUAUGCCGGACGUUCGACGGCGUGUUCUCUCCGUCACGUUCGCAGAGCAACGUCUCUGCGUUCGAUCUUAACCUCCGAGGUGUCCAUCUCGUGAGGCACUGCACGCAUGACAUAUCUGUGCUCGUCAUUCCUCCAUCAUGGGAAACGGCGAUGUCGCCGAUCCUCCAGCCAGCUGCACAGACGGACUAUUCACGGCGAGUAUAUCUUGUGAAGGGACCCCAGAAUUCUGGCAAGAGUGUGUUCGCAAGAACGCUGCUCAAUCGACUCCUGACGCUGUAUCGCAGGGUGGCAUUUCUUGAGUGUGAUCUCGGUCAAUCAGAGUUCGUUCCAGGAGGAAUGGUUGCUGUGAACGUCGUAGACAAACCUGUCUUUGGCCCACCGUUCACACAUCCAAGUAUCCCCCACUCGGCACACUACAUCGGUGCUGCCACCCCUCGCAACUCCCCCUCACACUACCUCGACUCUGUCCAGGCUCUUAUACAAACAUAUAAUGUCCACCUGCAGCACGCCGGACUUGUGGAUGACACUUCUCAAGGUGUGAGUUCCGACGAGGACCGCAUCGUAGACCUGAUACCUCUCGUUGUCAACACGAUGGGCUGGACGAAGGGGCUCGGCGCUGACUUAUCGAGGAGAGUCGAGGAGAUUACAGAUCCUUCUGACAUCUUCGAACUCGGGUGCCGAGUCCCUCAAAGGGUCUGGUCCUAUUCACCCAGUGAGAUCAGGACUUACCUCCUGGAACCUGUACCAUCGACUGUUCUCUCACAUCGUUAUACACCUGCCGAUAACCGAACGUUGUCCAUGCUUUCCUAUUUUUACGCCGUAUUUCCGGUGAAAUCGGAUGCCUCAGCUUUGCAAAAUUGCACUGCAAUGUCCUGGAGAACAUCGCUCCCUCUAUGCGCCCAGCCGCCGUACGAGGUUGACUGGAAGAGCGCGUUUGACAGGACUUUCCUCACCGGUGCAGGCACGGAGGAUGUGGUUCCGACGGAGAUACACCGUGUGCUCAAUGGCGCCAUUGUCGCUAUGGUGAGCUGCGAGCCAGACACCCUCGAUACCGAGACAGACGAUAUGACAGCGGCCUGGUCGACCUCCCCACCAUACAAACAAGACGCGGCCCCACCGACUCCUUUCGGAUCCUCCUGCGCCGGUCUCGCACUCGUGCGGUCACUAUCGCCUGUCCCUGCGUCUGUGUUACAUCUCCUGACGCCCUUGCCUCCGCACGCAUUGUCCCGCGUGCGUGUGUUGGUGAAGGGGGAGUUGGAGUUGCCGGUAUGGGGCAUGCUGGACUUCCGCGCAGGUGACGGCGGGGAGAUUGCCGGGGUCGAGAGCGGGAAGGUGCCGUAUCUGCGGUGGGGCAAAGGCGAGGGCACGGGUGGUGACAGGCGGCGGGUGCGUAGGAAUUUGAUGCGCCGUGGGCAGAUGUAG